AUGGAAGCGCAAGAAAAAACAAGAGGAGCCAGUCGAGAACGUAAGAGUCGAACCAAAAAAUUGGCCGGAACUGUAAACUGGGGUACAACAACUAUGGUUGGAGUAUUUGCUGGCAUGUUAUAUGGAGGUAGCAAAGAGGCUUCUACAUCUGUUUUGAAUGAUUCAUUGAAUAUUUCAACGAAAAAUCAUGCUGGUACGCGUGCACAACAUCUACAAGUUGGUGGGUUAACUGAUUUAGCACGGGAAUUCACGGGCAUCAACAAACUUUCUAUUAAUGCAUUUAUUCCCCAUAAAUCACCAUGGUACCACCAACCAGAGCUUGUCAGCAUCACUUGUUGA
Striga asiatica is the source of this 339-nucleotide messenger RNA. Lineage: Eukaryota; Viridiplantae; Streptophyta; Magnoliopsida; Lamiales; Orobanchaceae. The record is from the annotation of a GenBank genome assembly.